AUGGCACCAAUCCAGGAUCCACCAAAGGAGAAAGUAAGAAAGACAUCAGAGUCUACACAACCAACCAAGGAUGCACAAACAAAAAAAAUCAAAGAAAGCGAGGAAGAGCUUUCUGAGGAAGAUCAACAAUUGAAAGAUGAGUUGGAAUCAUUGGUGGAGAAGCUUACAGAGUCUACAAGCCAAGAUGAGAAGAUAUAUAGUGGUAUUCUCGAUUCCUUGAAAAAGCACAUUCAAGAGUCAACAACUUCAAUGACAGCUGUGCCCAAACCAUUAAAGUUUUUAAGACCUCACUAUCCAGCAUUGACAAAGCUCUAUGACGAUUGGUCUGAGAAAUUACUGCAUGAUAAUGCAAUUGUGACAAAAUUGGCAGACAUUUUGUCCAUUUUGGCAAUGACAUAUUCAAAUGAAGGACAAAGAGAAUCACUAAAGUAUCGAUUGUUGUCCAACGACGAUACACUUGCAGACUGGGGUCACGAAUACAUGCGUCACUUGGCAUUGGAGAUUGGAGAAUCUUAUCAAGAGAACUUGGGCUUAGACGAGGUAUUAAUUGCAAAAUUGGUCAAGUUGGCAUUAAAAAUUGUUCCAUUUUUCUUGAAACACAACGCAGAGACUGAUGCUGUUGAUCUUCUUUUGGAGAUUGAGUCAAUUGAAAAGUUGGCUCAAUUUGUUGACGACAACACUUAUGCGAGAGCAUGUCUUUACGUCACAAGUGUGGUUCCUUACUUGGCGCCACCAGAUGACUUGGCAUUUUUAAAUACUGCAUUCAGUAUUUAUUUGGCCCAUGGCGAACUAACUCAAGCUUUAACGAUUGCCAUCAGGUUGGAUGACCAUCAAUUGAUCAAGCAAGUUUUUGAUUCUUCGAAAGACAAGUCAGUACACGAGCAGUUGGGAUUUAUCUUAUCGCAGCAGAAUAGCAGUUUCAAACUUCCUGAUGAAGACCAAGAGGUCCAAGACACAAUCAGUAAUGUUAAAUUAGCCGAUUAUUUCCAAUACUUGACAAAGGAACUCAAUCUUCUUGAUCCAAAAGUUCCAGAGGAUAUUUACAAAUCGCAUUUGGAAAACUCCAAGUUUGGUUUAGGUACUUCAGGUUCCAUUGAUUCCGCCAAGCAGAACUUGGCCGCUGCAUUUGUUAACGCUUUUGUCAAUCAAGGGUUUGGAAAAGAUAAAUUGGUUCAGACGGAUGAAGAUAACAAAUCCUGGAUUUAUAGGACAAAAGGUAAAGGUAUGGUUUCCACUACUGCAUCUCUUGGUGCUCUUAACCAAUGGAAUGUCAAUGAAGGUUUGCAAGUAUUGGAUAAAUUUACGUACUCUGAGGAUCAAGAGGUGAAAGCAGGUGCUUUGCUUGGUACAGGUAUUGUAUCCGCCAAUGUCCACGACGAUGUUGAUGCGGCUCUUGCAUUGUUGCAAGAAUAUGUCAAUGACCCUAAUAAGCUUUACCAAACUUCUGCUAUAAAUGGUCUCGGAAUUGCUUAUGCAGGAUCUGCAAAUGAAGAAGUCUUGGAUUUGCUACUUCCAUUGGUGUCCGAUUUGGAUACAUCUUUGGAAGUAUCGUGUCUUGCUGCAUUAGCUUUGGGCCAUACAUUUGUUGGCACUUGUCAUGGUGACAUUACAUCAACUAUCUUACAAACCUUGCUUGAAAGAGAUUUCACACAAUUAACAAACAAAUUUAUUAAAUUUAUGGCAUUGGGGUUGGGUCUCUUGUACAUGGGCAAGACUGAGCAAGUGGAAGAUGUAUUGGAAACCAUUGAUGCUAUUGAACAUCCAAUCAGCAAGACAUUGAAGGUUUUGGUAAACAUUUGUGCAUAUGCAGGUACUGGAAACGUGUUGCAAAUCCAAGCUCUUUUGCAAAUGUGCACUACCAAGCCAAAGAGUCAAUUAGAUGAAGAAACGAAAUUAUCUCAAUCCGAAGAAGACCAACAAAAACAAGAUGGUGAUGUUGAAAUGGAAGACGCCGAAGUUGUUGAAGGUGCUAACAGUACUGAAAGUGCCGAAAGUGCUCAAGGCUCCAAAAAUAGAGCAACCAAUGGCAAUAGUAAUUCUGGUAAUGCGGAAGGUGUGCAACUGGGCGAUGCCAAAUCUGAAAUCAAAAAAGAAGAGCACAAGAGUGAAGAAGGCAAUGAUGGUGCCGACGAUGAUGAUGAUGAUGAUGAAGCCGAAAUUGAUGAAGACGAUGAACUUUACCAAGGCAUAGCCGUGCUCGGUUUGGCUUGUAUUGCUAUGGGUGAAGAUAUUGGGCAGGAUAUGUCAUUACGUCAUUUUGGACACUUGAUGCACUACGGAAACUCUUUGAUCCGUAGAGCAGUACCGUUGGCUAUGGGUUUGGUAUCUGUUGCUAACCCGCAAAUGAAAGUGUUUGAGACGUUGUCUCGUUACUCGCAUGAUCCUGAUUUGGAAGUAGCUCAAAACGCAAUUUACUCCAUGGGUUUGGUUGGUACUGGUACCAACAAUGCUAGAUUGGCGCAAUUGUUGAGGCAAUUGGCAUCGUACUAUAUCAAAUCUCCAGAUUCCUUGUUUAUGGUGCGAAUUGCACAAGGUUUGUUGCAUUUGGGUAAAGGAACCUUGACCUUGUCGCCUUAUAAUUUGGAGCGUACGGUAUUGUCUAAGACCUCCUUGGCCUCUUUGUUGACUGUUUCAGUUGCAUUACUCGAUCCAAAAGCGUUUAUACUCAAUGAUACAACAACUGAAACCUCACAUGAGUUAUUGUACUACCUUACACCAGCGGUAAAGCCUAGAAUGUUGGUGACUGUGGAUGAGAAGUUGGAACCAUUGAGAGUUAAUGUCAGAGUUGGUCAGGCAGUUGACGUUGUUGGUCAGGCAGGUAAGCCAAAGACCAUCACUGGAUGGGUCACUCAAGCAACACCAGUUUUGUUGAAUCAUGGUGAGCGAGCGGAACUAGAAAACAGUGAAGAGUGGAUAAGUCUAAGCAAUGCUCUUGAAGGUAUUGUGAUUUUGAAAAAGAAUCCAGAGUUUAUGGAAGUAGAUUCAUAA
Messenger RNA from Lodderomyces elongisporus, 2988 nucleotides. RefSeq names its product proteasome regulatory particle base subunit (gene RPN1). The coding region runs from base 1 to 2988 and encodes 995 amino acids. NCBI's taxonomy places the organism in Eukaryota, Fungi, Ascomycota, Pichiomycetes, Serinales, Debaryomycetaceae. The transcript has a single exon. Gene Ontology annotation, cellular component: proteasome storage granule; proteasome complex; nucleus. Gene Ontology annotation, molecular function: enzyme regulator activity. The record is from RefSeq and is a predicted model, not a curated record. Gene Ontology annotation, biological process: regulation of protein catabolic process; proteasome-mediated ubiquitin-dependent protein catabolic process.